Schistosoma turkestanicum is the source of this 3371-nucleotide messenger RNA. The record is from the annotation of a GenBank genome assembly. NCBI's taxonomy places the organism in Eukaryota, Metazoa, Platyhelminthes, Trematoda, Strigeidida, Schistosomatidae.
GUUCAAUGGUUCAAUGAUCAAUUAUUAGUGCUUUUGUUUAAAACAAACAAACAAAUUAAAACAAAAAAUCCAACUUUUUUUUCUGAAAUUAUGUCGAUAACAACGCCACAAUGUUCAUUAGGAGGACGACGACUGACAGAAUCAUCACAAACCAAAUUAUACACACCAAUCAUAAUCAACAAUGAAUGGUCAGAUCCAAUGAUUCAGUCUGGAGAUGUGUGUGAAUGUACAACACCAUUGACCACCGCAAAACAUGAGAUAUCCCCGUCAUCCUCGUCAUCCUCUUCAUCGUCGACAAGAACAAAUCCAUGUUCUUUAGAAACUCAAUUAUUGUAUAAUGAAGAAGAGAAACUUUUAAAUCAAGGUUUAAUCACUGAUCAUCAUAGUAAUAAUAAUAAUAAUAAUAAUAAUAAUAAUAAUGACGACCUAUUCAUGAAUGAUUUAUAUUUAUACAAUGAAAGAGAUUAUUUAUUGACAAAUCCAUAUUUUUACAAUUCAUGUACGGAUUUCAAUUGUGAACUGACUGGUGGCGCUGUAACAACAACAUUCAAUCAUUCCCCAUUGAUGAGUCGUGGUUAUACAGGUAGACAUGGUAGAAAAAUUGAUAACGAUCCAACGAUAUUAUUAACUUUAUUAAAAUGGGCACGUAUUGGUUCUAGUCAAUUGCAUGGAGAUGAUGAUCAGAUUGAUAGAAUGAAUUAUCAAUUUACCACGGUUCUGUUAUUGAUUUUAUUGACAUUAACUGGAUUUAGACAAUAUUUAUCUCAUCUUCCUUUACAAUGUUGGAUACCACAAGAAUUUUCACGUAGUUGGGAAGAAUAUGCUGAACAUUAUUGUUGGGUAACAAAUACAUAUUUCACUAAUAUUCAAUCAUCUAUCCCACCAAUCGAUCAACGCACUACAAUUGUACGUUAUUAUCAAUGGGCUACAUUUGUAUUUAUAUUACAAGCCGCGGGAUUUUUUCUGCCUUGUCUUAUUUGGCGAUUACUUCAGAAUCAUUCAGGAUUUCAUGUUCAACGAAUCAUGCGUAGUGCAGUUCGUUUAAAUUGUACCGAAACUGAUUCAUCCCAAUUAAUUACCUAUGGAUUAGCACGUUAUAUUGAUAAUGUAAUUUAUCACAGAUCAUAUAAACAAUGGUCUGUUCACAAUUCAUCAAAAUUGAAAUCAAAUUUUACACAAAAAACAUCACAACAGAAUCCAAUGACGAGAUCAGUUCAAAAAUCCACAUCACAUAUAUCCUGUUCUACAACAAUCACAUCCAGUUCACGGCGGGAAAUCGGUGCAGAGACGAAACUUGUGAAAUUUGAAAAUGAAUCUUUGCCAAUGACAGAAUCAUCACAGCAUCAAUCGAAAACGCUACCAGUUCAAUCUACAACCAUACGAAGUUGUAAAAAGCAACGUGCACCACAACCUCCCAUCACAACUACUACCAUUACUAUUACUACUACUACUACUACCACAGCUACGACCACUACUACUCCUACUACUACUGUAGCUACUACUACUACUACUACCACUACGGCUACAACUACUACUACAGCAAGUGUGAUCACUUCUAAGCAAUCGGUAAAAUUAAAUUCUGAUCAAAUAACUUACUCAACUACUCCUUUAUUAAAACAUUCUUCAUCUAGUACAAAAUCGAAAUUCAGUUGUUUACGGAAACAAACGAAUCAUGAAAAAUUUGCUUCCCCACUAUGUAAUCCAUGUGGAUUGUGUUUGGCAAAUUUACCGCUGGUUGAUAAAAAAUCCAAAUCUCAACUGACUCAACCAUUGGUAACGAAUUCGACCGUUGGCGAAAUACCGACGACAGAGAUUGAGACUACAACUACCACAACAACAGCUACAACAACCGCUGUCACCGUCGCUGAUAUUCUAUCCAAUCCAAUGAACAAUUCAACAUUACAAAUUUCUCAAUCAAUAACUAAUCGAGAACAUCAAAAACCCACUUGUUGUUGGUCAUGUUAUAAUAAUUGCCAAUAUAAGCAUCAUCAUCAUCAAAAAUCUUCAACAAUAUCAAAUAAACCACAAUCAAUCCGUUAUGACAAGUAUGCUCAAUUUAAAAUAUUGAAUAUUGAAAAUGUAUUCAGUCAAUCGUUACGCGCUAUAUGGUUAUGUUUACGUUGUUUAUUCACUUUCAUAUGUUUAUUACCAAUAUGCUCAUAUCAUUGGUUAUUAAUAUUAUUAUGUAAUAGUAGUAGUAGUAGUAGUAGUAGUAAUCAAAAAAUUAAAUGUUUCAAACGUAGUCAUAGUUUUCUAUUUUAUUUAUAUGUUACAAUGAAAUUAAUUUAUUUAAUAAAUAUUAUUGGACAAUUAUAUUUAAUGAAAAUAUUUCUUGGUGUUCAAUCGUAUUUUUUCGGUUUGAAUAUAUUGAAAGAUUUAAUUUCUAAUAAAGUAUGGAGUGAAACUGGACAUUUUCCACGUGUUACUUAUUGUGAUUUUGAAGCAAAGAAAUUAGGCAAAAAUUAUAAGUACACUUUACAAUGUGUUCUACCAUUGAAUUUAUUCUUAGAAAAAGUGUAUGUUUUCUUAUGGUUUUGGUUCAUAUUGAUUGGUGUAUUAACGUUUUAUAGUUUAGUGAAAUGGUUAACACGUCUCACAAUUCCACAUAAUCGUAUCGCGUUUAUCAGUAAAUUUCUAUAUUCCCAUGAUGAUGAUGAUGAUGAUCACGUGGAUAAUGAAAGCUUAAAUCAAACUGAUUUACAUUACUUCAUUAUUCAUUAUUUAAAUAUAGACGGUGUCUUUCUUCUAUGGUUAAUGUCAAUUAAUGCGGGUGAUUUAAUUAUUCAUGAUUUGAUUCAUGCUUUAUGGAAUUUAUUCAAAACACGCUUAUCCACAUGGAACACAUUGUCAACCAAUAAAAAAUAUCCUCUAAGUCAUCAUCAUCAUCAACACCAUCAUCAUCAACAAAAUCUUCAAACAUUUGGUGAAAAUUCCAAUUUCUCCUAUCCAUCACAGGUAACCACAAUGAAUGAAUGGAAUGCCUUGGUGAAACCAUCAAUUCAUUGUCAAUCCAUGACACAACAGAAACAUUUAAAAGCAUCAUCUUUAUCAUCGUCAUCGUCAUCAUCAUCAUCAUCAGCAUCAUCCAUUCAUCAUACACCAUUUCAUUUGGAACAUUUUAAACAAUUCACAUUCAAUGAUCACGGUAGGAGAGAUUCAAACAUUGAUCCUUUAACUUAUUCAAAAACAUGUUAUAGUACAGUGUCAAAAUUGGAAGAUGGAUUCAAUGUUAACAAUCACAAUAAUAAUAAUAAUAGUACUAAGAAUCACAAUACCAUGAAUAUUUCCCACACAACAGAUUUAUUUGAAAGUUCAGAUAGUAUUGUUUGAAUGUGAUUCAUUUCAUUGAAUAUUGAUUUUUUGUAUGUGAA